GUGCAUGGAGGAGGACAUCUGGCUUCUCUUCCUGUAGAAGAGGCUCAGGACUGGGAAAGCGAAUCCAGGGGACAAGCUGACCAUGGAAGAUGGUGUAAAGGGGAAUAGCAAUACCUCAACAGCAUCUCGGGUUACUUUCAAAGCCGGCUGGUUAAAGAAAAGCAGUGGCCUCCUAGGUUUGUGGAAAGAUCGCUAUAUUCUACUACUGAAGACCAAGUUGCUGGUGUGCGAAAGUGAGGAUGAACAGAAAUGCUUGGAGACACUGGAGCUCAGCAGCUAUGAACGGUGCCAGGAUCAGAGAGCUUUCCUCAAGCGCAAAAGGCAUUUCACCCUUAUCCCAUCACCAGGCACCAAGGUGCAAGAUGUGAAAUUUCUGGCAAGGAAUGCAGAAGAGAGGGACACGUGGAUCCAGGCACUAAAUGAUGGAAUAAACCGAGGCAAAAACACAAUUCUUGAUGAGGUGAAAGUGGACCCCACCAUCUCAUUAGAACAUGUGACCAGGGACAGAGCAAGAAUGGGAGCAGCAAAGAGAAGACCUCCCACCAGAAUCCACCUUAAAGAAGUUGCUGAAGCUGCUGAAGAUGAUUCUUUAAGGCUAGGUCUGGAUACUCUGAAGACUGAAGUUUUAACAGUAAUACCACGUGAACCUGAGGAAAGGGUACUUCAACCACAGAAAGAACCAGUAAAGAUACCUAUGCCACCUUCAAAACCGUCUUCCUCUAUUUCCGCUGAAAUGCAUCAACAAGAUAACUCAGAGGGUGUUUCUGAAAUACCUCAUCCACCAUCUCCACCUCCAAAAACUGCCAAGGAAGGUAUUUAUGCCAGAGAAAAGUUUUUGUCAGAGGCUGAGGAAAGAAAACAUGAGAUCAAGACACCGAAUAGUGGCAGCCAAGAAAAUUUAGUAGAAGCAAUAUAUACCCCUCCCAAACCUCCACCGAAGAUUUUAUCUGACAGAAUGAAGAUUAAAUGGAUGGGAUCCUCUUCAGACAUGUUGGAAACAGAAAGUAUGAAAUCACAUGAUAACGGUAGCAAAGAAAACUUGGUAGAAUUUGAGACUGAUGAACCUGAAACAUCACAUAGUCCUGUUCUACAAGCGUUUGAGGAAAAGGAAGCGGAAGCUCCAGUGAUUGAACAUAGUGUGAGCAAUGUGGAAGGUGAGAGGCUGGAAGUCCCUAACGAUGUGGUUAAUAAGGACUUAACUGAUGGAGAUAGUCUGAAUGAACCCUCCAGAGAAGAUAAAGAAGAAGAAACAAAUACAAAGUCAGAAACAAAAGACCAGCUUGAAGUUAGUGAUGUCCAAGCCACAGAAACAUAUGAGAAGGUAGAAUCUUUACCAAAUGAAGGUUCAGAUGAGGAUACACAUUCCCCAAAAGUAGAAGGAUCCAGGAUUCCCGACACAAAACCAAGGUCAUCUUCCAUGGGCAACUUACUGUGUGAAUUCAGCAUGGAUAGUGAAAGUAAGACUAUGCAAAAGAGCCACUUAUUACAUGUCACUAAGGACCAUUUUCAUGAAGUAGAGAUGAAGCUGUCUCGUGGAAGGAAGACUACUGAGAGCCUUUUAAACCAAGUAUUGCAAGGGCAACUGGUAAAGAGCCCUGAGGCCAAUGGGCCAGACAUUAAUGCAGAGACUCUUCUGCAUGAAGCAGUGAAACAACUCAGAGAAGCAUCCAUGGUGCUGCAAGAGAUAAAGGAAUCUAGUAAUGCAUCAGAUAUUCCUGAGGCAGUGACUGACAAUCAGAAAGAGAAGACAAAGGAACUACUGACUCUUUACAGGAGGAGUGUCCCUUAAUACCCUUGCGAAUUGUUCAUCUCAAAGGGUUGGGGACACCCUUCUUCUCAAACUCUUCUGAAGUUUGAUCUAUUACUUUUGGAGGCCACACUUGCAAGGGUUUUUAAUUAGAAAGGCAGCUUACUUACAGUUAAAUCUUCAGUGCAAGGUUUGUCAACUUAACAACCUUCCAUCGUCUAUUAAACAGACAGAAUUAUAAAUUAAUUGCAAUGCUAUAUACACCUAGUGUCAUUCCAGAAACCACUGUAUUCAGUAAAGGUUCUCGAUUGCAAAAAUGUUGGUUGGCUCCUCUGUAAUAAAGAAGGGGUUAAAACGCCAGACUGUAUAUUAGGCCUAUUUCCAGAAAAUGUUCCCAGUUUCCCGAGAUACAUUGUUGUUUAUUUCCUCCCCUUGUAGACUCUUUGUCACCCUCCUCCCUCCCUAAGCUUCCAGCAGCUGUGUGUGGUACAGCUUCCAUCAGAACUCAGCGUGUUUGCUCCCAGGCAAACACUCCAAAACCAGUGUAGAUCAACGAAAACAAUUUGUCUCCAGAAAUAUAAAAAAAAAUAGUUAGGGCUCUCCGGUCAAGAUAUAAUAUGUUCCGUGCAACAUGUACAUUUUGUGUAUGUAAUGAACCGUAUGUGCUUAAUAUUACAAAUGUGUUCGUGAAAUGUUA
Spea bombifrons (plains spadefoot toad) is the source of this 2444-nucleotide messenger RNA. It is a transcript of the gene PLEKHO2, whose product is annotated as pleckstrin homology domain containing O2. NCBI's taxonomy places the organism in Eukaryota, Metazoa, Chordata, Amphibia, Anura, Pelobatidae. Gene Ontology annotation, biological process: macrophage apoptotic process. The coding region runs from base 83 to 1789 and encodes 568 amino acids. The transcript is spliced from 6 exons. The record is from RefSeq and is a predicted model, not a curated record.